AUGUCAAUUGCGGGCGGCGACGACCUCAGCGGCCUCAUUGAGGAUCUCGAAGAGGUGAAGAAAAAGAAAAAGAGAGAAAUCGAGAAGGGGACACACAAGAUUGCUGACACCCGGGUAGCCUCAAAAGUGCCAGCAAAGCGCCGAGGGACAAGCAUCAAGUCGACCGUCGAGACCGCAACCUCGCUGCUUUACGAUAGGGGAGUCCUCCCCGAUGAACUCGCCCGUCUUGUUGACCUCUUGACCAUCCGAAACCACCUCGACCAAGCCAGUCUCGGCGCUAUUGUCCGGAACCUGUACCCGUCGGGGAAGGUUAGCGAUGAGGUCGUCUUGCGUUGUGUCGGGGCGUUGGGGCACGGCCAACUCAAACCCACCCUGCCGCUCCAGGCUCUGUUGCUCCGAUGGCUUGUGAUGGUUUAUCACCUGCUGGAGAACCCGAACAUCCUGUCACAAUCUUAUGGUGUAUUGUUUAAUCUGCUGGAUACCGCUGCCAUCAGGCCCCAGUUAUGUCAUAUUCUUGCCCUAGUGACGAGGCGGAAACAUGUGAGGCCAUUCCGCAUUCAGGAAAUACUCGACGAGAUACAGCACCGACAGUCGGAGCGCCAAGAUGAAGGAGGCAUCAAAAACGGUUUCACUGUAAACCACUUGCUUGGUCGGCGGUUACAAGGGGCGAAAGUCUUGAUUCCGUCUGUCCGUACCAUGCACGUCCAAGAGAGCUCCGUUACCCUGGAAGAGAUUGACAAUGCCGAAUCCUUUGCCAAGAGGCUCGAAAAGAUUGAGCUGCCCACCCAGCUUGUUGCUGUGCUGGCGGAUCCGCUUCUCCAAAAGUUCUUGCUCCUCCGGCCAAACGCCGAAGCGUCGUCCCGUAUCAGCAACUGGUUGAUGGCAUGCUUGGGCGAUGUUGCCAGCGGUGAUGCCGACUCGGAGAUCCUCCUCGACAUGAUUGAAGUGGUCCAUGAUUAUGCGGUUGCCACCAAGGUUUGUACAGUCACCCAGUUUCUGAGCAUCUGGAACGGUGUUGAUAAACGGGAUAUCAUCUUGGAAUCUCUGAGCUAUAUUCCUAUGAUGGAGCCCGAAGCGCUCAACAAAAUCCUACAGGUUCUGGAGCAUGCGAUAUUGGACAACACGCCGGCUGCUCAAGUAUCCCUUCUCAGGUUUUACACCCUCCUCCUUCAACGGUGGACUAUCACCUUGGAAGCUACAAAGCGCCCCGUUUUCCUCCCCGGGCCUACGGUGGCCCCUCUUGUCUUCCGCGUCAACGAACUCGCCCUCACACUCACCCAAACCUCGCCAACCGUUAGCACUCACCUCCACAUUCUCGACUUCUACGAAGCCGCGACUACCCUUUACUCCAAAACGAAGCGCCUCCCCUACGCCGAAAUCGUCAACCCGCCCCCGCUGCUCGUCUACAUCCUCUUCCUCGGCCCUUCGCUUGCCGUCGUGUCCCGGCUCUGCGGCAUCCUCGCCACCUACAAGCGCGCAUGGGCGGUCGUCACGACACCCGGGGCCAAGCGGGAGAUGAGCAAGCUCGAGUCACUCCAGGUCAAGGUGUUCAACGGCUUCCUGAUGGACAUCUGCAACUGUCUGUGGCGCGGCCGCGCCUUUUCGACCACCGACACCAACGCCCAGGGGUGCCGCAUCCCAGAGCCCGCGCAGGCGGCGCUCAGGACCUACAUCCACGCGGCCGACUCGGACCUGUCGCUCGAGACGGCGUUUGGGCUCUCGCACUCGCCGCUGCUGUGUUUGCUCUCCGACGCGUACGUCAAGCAGCUGGAAGAGGACGAGAUGGAGGAUCUUCGCGCCAGGCACGCUGGGCCGGUGACGCAGCGUUCGCUGGGCCAGCUUGCCAAGAGAGGCGGGCUGAAUCUGUCGUGGCAGGAUUAUAGGUCGGGCGUGCUCUCGUACCUAGAAUCCAAGGGGUUCCCGGGCAUCCCUGAGUUGAUACGCAGCACGAUGAAGAGUGCUGGGAGGGCCGAGGGCGCGGCAACGAAGCAGUAG
Messenger RNA from Chaetomium globosum CBS 148.51, 1995 nucleotides. RefSeq lists its product as uncharacterized. The transcript has 7 exons. The record is from RefSeq and is a predicted model, not a curated record. Lineage: Eukaryota; Fungi; Ascomycota; Sordariomycetes; Sordariales; Chaetomiaceae. Gene Ontology annotation, cellular component: nuclear body; cytosol; kinetochore. Bases 1 to 1995 code for a protein of 664 amino acids.